CAACGUUUCAGUUGCUUUCAAAAAUUCGCGCGCUCCUCAAGUGAGAUCCGAUUUGAAUUUUGUUUUAUUUUUUUUUAUUAUUUGUUUGUUGGAUUUAUAAUCGAUUCACGCACGGAAUUAUAAUGUCCUAUCUCGGCAACGCAUCGGACGUGGAGUGUGAAAAGAACGAGUUCCCCAGGCCCCGCCCCACGGGCAUCGUCACCAAAAUGGCCGCCCACAAACUGUCGUCGGAGCCGAAGUGGGCCGACAAAAGGGAGGAUGAUUCCGAUUCCGAAGUCUCCUCGCCCGACAAUUUCCUCACCAAAGGAGCAUUUCUAUUGACACCUUCGUAUGAACUAUCCAUGGAACGAGCCGCAUUGAUAUGCGAGAAGAUGAGUUUCAAGGGUUGCUUCAGCUUGACCAAAACGGCAACUGGAAUUCUAUUUAAAUUCUCACAUCCAGAUGAUUAUCAGGCGGUGUUCAAGAAGGGAUUCCACAAGGUGACCGGAGCGCGCUUUUAUCGGAAACAAACAUUCUCGCGCAGCAUCGCCAUUCCGUGUCGUCCGCGAAAGACGUUUACGCUCUAUGUGCUGGAUGUGCCGGAGGAUCUGCCCGUGGAGGAUAUACGGCAUGCCAUGUACAAGUUCGACUCGGUGGUGGAGGUGGUGCGCCUCCACAUCUAUUCCAGCCCGGGUCUGGCCAGCGGCGGCUCCGCCAGCUCCAACCCGGACAAGGUUGAAGGUGAGCAGCUCACAGCCUCUCCGAGCCCGGGCCAAACUCUGCGCCGUGCGGCCAUACGAAGCAGCAGCAGCGCCAAGAGCCUCGUCUCUGGCAUUGUGGGCGAGGCCAUUGAGAAGGCGGAGCGUCCGGAGCGCCGAGAGCUGCCGCCAGCUGUUAUACGUAUAACACUCGCCUCCAUGGACGAGUACAACAUUCUGCUCCAGAACGGACUCAACUUCUACGACGCCACAUUCUUUCCCACCGAGGCCAACAUCUCCCUAAAAGGCGCCAAGAUUGAUUACAAGAGGCGCAUGCUCGAUGGCUCGAUACCGGGGCGUGUGCGUGAGCUUUUGCCCGUGUUCGAUGCAGCUGGCUUUUGCAAGCUGCCGGCGCCCACGAGCAAGCUAAUUAAGCCGCCGAGGUCAUAAGCGACGACGACGACGACGACGGCGACCCCAGAUGUUCCGGCUAAAUAAGCAGCCAGUCAGCAGAAGACCCCAUGCCCGCCCCCACUAAACAUUUGACGAAAGCAGCAAAGAAAACAAAAAACAACAAAAAUAAACAUUCUCGAUUUGAUUUUGAACGGAUGCUUGGAAACGUUUCCGCUGCCAACCAACUACAAUCUAUAAUAAUUCCUCUUAUGGA
Messenger RNA from Drosophila mojavensis, 1344 nucleotides. RefSeq lists its product as uncharacterized. The record is from RefSeq and is a predicted model, not a curated record. The coding region runs from base 123 to 1127 and encodes 334 amino acids. The transcript is spliced from 6 exons. Lineage: Eukaryota; Metazoa; Arthropoda; Insecta; Diptera; Drosophilidae.